Molecule: messenger RNA, 17071 nt
Organism: Coregonus sp. 'balchen'
Lineage: Eukaryota; Metazoa; Chordata; Actinopteri; Salmoniformes; Salmonidae
Source: the annotation of a GenBank genome assembly
GAAUGACACCGAUUGAAAUACAUACAGAGGCCUGAUCCGAAGGGGCGUGUCAUUAGCAGGUAAAACCAAGACCUGGGGCAAAGAAGAAACACAAGGAAACGAAUGAUGACUUACAACAACAGAGAACUGGUGGUUUACUAUAUUACCUAUAAACUAUCACAGAGAGACUACCCCUUCAACCACACUGGGCUCACAGAAGCUCCCAGUCAGACUGAGGGGGGUGAGGGUGGACAGGUGGAAGGGGGGGCGGCAGUCACGACACACCCCAACGGCACAGUAAACGGGACGAGUCCUGGGACUCCACCGCGACAGUCUCCCCCCUCUACCCCUCAGCGGACAAUGGGCCUGGAUGCAGUGAAAGAGGCACUGCGGGACUCUGCCAAUGAGUUUGAGCUGCGUUAUGCCAGAGCGUUCAGUGACCUGUCCUCCCAGCUGCACAUCACGCCGGCCACAGCCUACCAGAGCUUCGAGAACGUGAUGGACGAGGUUUUCCGGGACGGUGUGAACUGGGGACGGGUGGUGGGCCUGUUUGCCUUCGGAGGGGCCCUCUGUGUAGAGUGCGUGGAGAAGGAGAUGAGCCCACUAGUGGGACGGAUUGCAGAAUGGAUGACCGUCUACCUGGACAACCACAUCCAGCCUUGGAUCCAGAGCCAAGGAGGAUGGGUGAGUCAUGACUGAAAGAUGUGUUUUGGGGAAAGGGCAGGGGUUCAUUUUAGCUCUGUGGGUUUUUUGAAGCAUCAGUUCCAGAGGUCGUUGAUAACAGGAUCGGAUAGUUUGAAAUAUUUUAACAGGUAUUGAUUGUGCACAUUAGCACCCAUUGUCUCUUUGUGUGUGUUGCGUCAUGUCAGUUUGUGUGAGCUGUGUGUAUCUGACGCCUGACCUCUGAUCUGAGAGGCAGAUUUGUCAGCCAAGGAGAACCCAAGGAGAAAGAACCAGAGAGAAGAUGGAGAGAGAGAUGUUUGCCUCUGGUCAGCUGGGCAUUGAUCAGCUUCAUUGAGUUUUCAGCUGAAUCGAAGUGAGCUCUGCUGGCUGAGAUCGAAUUCUUCAUGGGGUUGAAGUAUAGACUUAGGCUUUACAGAUCGCCCUUUGUUUUAGCCUGGCUGUUUUUCACUUUCUCCUCUCUGUUCUGAGCCAGAUGAAAGCAGCGUUUUCUCUGGGGUCAGCUGAGAGAGGGGUUGUCCUGUUCCUGGUGGGUGGGUGUGUUAUGGGAUGGAAGGAGGACACUGUUAAAGGUCAGCUCUUUCCCUUUGUGUGGGCUGACAUGAUAGAGUGUGGAAUGGGAAGGGGAUGUUGAAACAGUCUCAAACGAUGGGUCUUAUGAAAACGGGCAUUUGAUUGGGUACAUUGUGUGGGUAGGGGCCAUCAGAUUGGAUGGUCUUUCUUCUGUUGCUUGCAUAGCUGAAAUUAAUUUUAAAUAGUGUUAAGACAUGCAGAUGACUUGGGCACAGCUCAUACAGCUCUGCGUCUGUCAUAUGCCACCACCACACCCAGAAGCACCAGUUAAUGCCUUGAACCACUGGAAGCUUUAAACAUGAAUAGUAACUCAUCACUUACAAGGUCUCUAUUUAAACAAAGUCUAGGCUGUGUUAAUGUUUGUACAAUUAAUGCUGCUAAAACACAUGCUCAAGCGCAUGUCCCUUCCUACACUUGAGCUCUUUCCCCCAAGCACCUUAAUGAAUCUGAACAUUGUUGUUGAUGUCAUCAGGUGUUGAAUGUUGCUCUGAGCUAAAGACAUGAAUGGCCAGAAUAUUGAAAGGAAUGGUGUAUUCAGUCAAGUAGUUUGGGUUCAAGCCAUACCAUACUAAUGGUUUACGACGUGCCUUCCUCAGACCCAUACUCCUAUGCACAUACACACAUAACAUGAAGAUAAACAGUAUGUUAAUGUAUCUCGCUUAUGCAGGGACAGUCACAAUUCAUCAUUCCAUACUAUGCACACAAUUCUAAAGUAGCUCAGAGAGAUUUGAAUUUGUCUGUUGUGGUUUCUAUGUGUCAUGACAAAAACAAUCACCCGCACCUGGGACAUCCCCACACCACAGGGAAAACAAACAAAAAUUACCCUAUAUUUCCCGAUAAGAAAUGCCCACUCAUUUCUAGCUAACUCUCUUAUAUGUGGUUUUCUCUUGUUGAACCAACCUACACACUCUUUCUUUGUUCCUGUCCUCAGGAACAAAGAGACACAACACAACUGUUGGCAGCUGUAGGAUGUAUAGAGCAGGUGCGUCCUAUUACCUGAUUGUGUCGUAAGAAAGAGAGAAACGCUAGUCCAGGGGUGCUCCAAUACUAUUUGAGAAGGUCCGGUCACACAGAUUUUCUAGGUGGCAAAGGUCCCUGCUGACUCCCAGCUUUGAAAUGUGGCAAUGAUUUGUGUAAGAGGUGAACUAAGAGGAAAGAAAGAGGGUUUAAAAGUGAAUGCAGGGAGUCAGCAGAUUGAGAAAUAAGGACAGGGAGUGAGAAGUGGAAUCCUCAUUGAUUGAACAGUUCUCUGUCUGACAGCACUGGUGUUGGAGGUUGGAAAGUGAAACGUGUUAAGCCUCAGACACACCAAGGAUACUGACUGCCGAGAGGUACUUAGCACCUCUGCCCAGAGUGUCAGCGGUCAACUUUCUUUUGUUCACAUAGCACAGAUCGUAUGCCAAUCAACCUCGUUUAAAUACUCCAGACCACAAGGUUAAAGUGGUUUUCUUAAGCUAUGUUUGGCUUGUGCCUGCUGUAGAUAACCAAAGUUAGCUAACUAGCAAGCUGCACUAAUGUUGCUAGCUAGCUAGAAUUUAUAGUAAGCCCUUAUUUAUACUAGCCAGAUAACUAGUGUAGCUAGCAACAUUAUAAUUAAAUCAUGAUGGAUUUGUUUUUUAAUGAAGCAGCUGCCUGUUUAGCUACCGUGAGUCAGUGGAGUAGCUAGCGAUGUUGUGUUAACUGGCCAAUGGCUACGCAAACCGUUUAGCUAACGUUAGCUAGUAGGGUUGGGUGGUAUACAGAUUUUAUUUGUUUUAGUUAGAACAAUUCUGAUGAAAAGAGGGUGGAUUAAAGUGCUCUCUUUCUUCCUUUAUCUUGUCACUCCUGUCCGCUCCCCCACGUGGCGGUUCGUGCGCUCUGAUUAGCUCAAAGUCAAGUUGUGGUCCACUGACGAGCAGGGCGAUUCUACAAGUAGAAACGGCAGGCUCGGCGGUACUCAGCAGGUGCAUCUUUUGUUCUAGCAAGAGAAGGAACGGCCUCUUACUGUGCUAACUAUCGGCCAUCAGUUUUCUUGGUAUGUCUGACCUCUUAACCAAUAGCAGACUGACUACUACCCCCUCCCUCCUGCCCCAUCUAAAAGUAAGGUGAGGGGUGUAGGGAGAAAAAAUUAGGGGGGGUUUGGGUUAUUACCAAUUCUGGGUGAAUAAUAUUUGGCUGUGCUCGGUAAAUGCUUUUGUUCUGACUGCAACCCCCCCCCAUACAGCACAUCAUAAGCCAUGAAUUUUUAUUACAUGAAAUGUACUAUGACAAUGUGUAGAAUAGCAGUAAAUUAGCUCUAAAACAGCAACAUUUUCUCUGACUCAUGGCAAAAUGUGUAAAAUAGCACCAGAUUAUCUAUACAACUGCACAUUUUUCACUCUGCCCCAAAGAUUCAACAACAACAAAAAUAUAUUGUUUGUGGGGGCCUUGCUCGGACCUUGCUCUGACAGGCUAAUAAUGUAGUAAUGGAUAACUCAUUUGGACUGUCAGUGGGAGAAGAGCAGCUCUGAGAAUGAUAGUUGGGACUGGGAAGAGGUGGAGGACGCCAAUAGAGAAACUAUUCCAUUAUUUCCUGCGUUUCUCCUUUGUCUUGUGAGGUCUUCAUGAAUCUCCUGUGAGAGUGCUACACCUCAACCAUAGCCCCUACCUAACACAUGACAUCAUACAAGCUACAUUUUACUCUUACAUCAGACUGUAUUCAUAUCCUAUACUCUGUUGUCUGGAACACCUGAGCUCUUACCAUUGUCCUUCUGUGGGCAUUUUAUAGGCAGCACAUAUUUGCUCCAGUGGCAUUAUAAAUAAUACACACACACUCAUUACCAUGCACAUAGGAUACGCAGAUACAGACGACACGCCUUUUCCUUGCCAUAGUCUCUGACUGCCCUGAAGGAAAGGACAAGGAGAUUGUACCCCUGGGACCGAUCAACCCUCCCUCCUUCUCUCUCAUCCUCCCUCCCCCAACCACCACACCACGCACUAGCAGAUGUUUCAGACCAGACAGGCAACAACACGCCAGCGUCACCGUGAUAUGUCCCCGCUCACCGUCAUGUGUUCUUCCGUUUGUUUACCAAUCCAACCAUCCAUCAAUUUCUCCUAAUUUCUUUCGAUCCGUUUGACUUGAUCACCAAUCACGGCUGAUUGUAUCCUCCCCCACCUCUCCCCUGAUAGAUGAAGCCUCAGAUAGCCCCCUCCCUCGAUCCCCUUCUUCCUGAAUGUCUAGAUAACCUGGUCACCAUUGUUUUUGAGUGUACAUUUCAUAUUUAGUAAAAAAAAAAAUCUGAUUUGAGUGAACGUGUUAGCAGUACUUUUUGUGCAGUACUUUGCAUUGUGAGAUGGAAUAGCACCACAUAGAUCAUUCACCUGACCACCUUAAACAAAGGACCUCUGGCUGUACACACACACACACACACACACACACACACACACACACACACGUACCCCCCCCCCCCCCCACACACACACACACACACACAUACGUACCCCCCACACACACACACACACACACGUACCCCCCCCACACACACACAGUAAUGUGGUUUGCUAUCUGCUGUUACCCAGCUGUCUCUAAAGAUAGUGCUGCUAUGUAAACUCAUAGUGACAGAGAGUCAUUCUCAUCAAUAGAGGGUAGAUGAUCUUAACGUGGGUCAGACGUUGUCCGUCUGUUUCUCUAACCUCCACAAUGCACAGAAUACUCACAACCUUGUUUGCAUUUGUUCAAUGGUAACCAGUAUUGAGUGCUCAAAAACAACAACCCCCAUUAUGUGUGUACACACACACACACACUUUUCUUCCCAAGCCUGUGUGUUUUAUGUAGGCUAUCUUUUGCUAUAAAUUGUUUCCUUAUUAAUUUGUUCAGUCUUGCAUCCCUGUAUUGUUUGUGUUGAUGGUGAGUGUGUGUGGUUGAUGGUGUGUCAGUGACUGAGUGACAAUGGCAGUAAACAGAUGGUGUGAUUCCGUCUCCCUCAGCCUUGUCACAUAACCAUCAGUCUGAGGCAGUAGGUUUGAUUCUGAGGGGAAAGGAGAGACUGGGCCAAUCCAUUGCGCCAGGGUUGUAGGGGGAGCGGCGUGGGGGGGGGGGGCUCCGCUCAACUCAACUCACCUUCAAGGAAGGUUGGGCUGCUCCGCUUCUCCAGGGUUGGAUGGGGAUCCAGCCAACAUCACCUGUACGCUACUGACUGGAUGAGAUUGCAGGAUGUAGCCAGGGGACAAGACACUAGUCAGUGUCUAGGGAUAGAUGGGUGUGUUAACAACAGUGGAUCUCUGGUGUGUGUGUCUGUCUCCGUCUGUGUGUAUAUGUUUGUUUGUGUCUGUGCGUAAUGUGGUCUUGCCCAAUGGGGCUUUCCAUUUAGCGACAAUUCCCCUCGAUUUUACAGUGCCUUCAGAAAGUAUUCACACCCCUUGACUUUUUCCACAUUUUGUUGUUACAGCCUGAAUUUAAAACGGAUUAAAUUGAGGUUGUUUUUGUCACUGGCCUACACACAAUAGCCCAUAAUGUCAAAGUGGAAUUAUGUUUUUUUUUUUAAUUAAUAUUUAAAUAAAUCAUAAUGAAUAAGGUUUUGAAGUGUCUGUCCUUUAUCUAGAAUAUAUAAGAAAGCUCAGAAAAUAUUUUAGUUUUUUUGACACAUUUAACCCCUUCUUUUUGUUGGCACAACUACCUCCAUACUUCCAUUCAUUUUUUAAAACCGGUACCGGGUUGCCUUCAGACGAGUGACAAUUGUGGGGGAGAACACCAUCAUGUUCGCGAGAAUCUCCCCUUUCCAUUAGUUUGUAGCCCAAACGGUUCGGACGCUACAGACAAGUUGGCACAUCGGCGGUACCGACUUCAGAUGAGACCUGUGACACUUUUUGGGGUCGUAGACCAAACGGAAAACACAAUUAUGUUCGUGAGCAUCUUUCCAUAGUGGUCAUAUUAGUUUAUAGACCCAACCGUUCGGACACUACCGAUUUCCAGGAUGUCUCAUGGUCUGACGAACACCGCUGUAGCUCGGCCACCUUCCAGAUGCGGCAGGAUGUCUCAUGGUCUGACGAACACCGCUGGAGCUCGGCCACCUUCCAGAUGCGGCAGGAUGUCUCAUGGUCUGACGAACACCGCUGUAGCUCGGCCACCUUCCAGAUGCGGCAGGAUGUCUCAUGGUCUGACGAACACCGCUGUAGCUCGGCCACCUUCCAGAUGCGGCAGGAUGUCUCAUGGUCUGACGAACACCGCUGUAGCUCGGCCACCUUCCAGAUGCGGCAGGAUGUCUCAUGGUCUGACGAACACCGCUGUAGCUCGGCCACCUUCCAGAUGCGGCAGGAUGUCUCAUGGUCUGACGAACAACCGCUGUAGCUCGGCCACCUUCCAAUGCGGCAGGAUGUCUCAUGGUCUGACGAACACCGCUGUAGCUCGGCCACCUUCCAGAUGCGGCAGUGAUGUCUCAUGGUCUGACGAACACCGCUGUAGCUCGGCCACCUUCCAGAUGCGGCAGGAUGUCUCAUGGUCUGACGAACACCGCUGGUAGCUCGGCCACCUUCCAGAUGCGGCAGGAUGUCUCAUGGUCUGACGAACAACCGCUGGUAGCUCCGGCCCACCUUCCAGAUGCGGCAGGAUGUCUCAUGGUCUGACGAACACCGCUGUUGCUCGGCCACCUUCCAGAUGCGGCAGGAUGUCUCAUGGUCUGACGAACACCGCUGUAGCUCGGCCACCUUCCAGAUGCGGCAGGAUGUCUCAUGGUCUGACGAACACCGCUGGUAGCUCGGCCACCUUCCAGAUGCGGCAGGAUGUCUCAUGGUCUGACGAACAACCGCUGUAGCUCGGCCACUUCCAGAUGCGGCAGGAUGUCUCAUGGUCUGACGAACACCGCUGUAGCUCGGCCACCUUCCAGAUGCGGCAGGAUGUCUCAUGGUCUGACGAACACCGCUGUUGCUCGGCCACCUUCCAGAUGCGGCAGGAUGUCUCAUGGUCGGACGAACACCGCUGUUGCUCGGCCACCUUCCAGAUGCGGAGGAUGUCUCAUGGUCUGACGAACACCGCUGUAGCUCGGCCACCUUCCAGAUGCUGGCAGGGGAUGUCCCUCAUGGUCUGACGAACACCGUCUGUAGCUCGGCCACCAUUCCAAGAUGGGCCGGCGCGGAUUUUCUCAUGGUCUGACGAACACCGCUGUUGCUCCGGCCACUUCCAAGAUGCGGCAGGAUGUCUCCAGGGUAUGACGACCACCGCUGUAGCUCGGCCACCUUCCAGAUGGGUCAGGAUGUCUCAUGGUCUGACGAACACCGCUGUAGCUCGGCCACCUUCCAGAUGCGGCAGGAUGUCUCAUGGUCUGACGAACACCGCUGUAGCUCGGCCACCUUCCAGAUGCGGCAGGAUGUCUCAUGGUCUGACGAACACCGCUGUUGCUCGGCCACCUUCCAGAUGCGGCAGGCCGACAUCGGCGGAUGCGGUGGGUUGAGAUGCAGCCCAUGCAAAAAAACAUACAAUUAUGUUACUUAGAUUGACGCACGGGUGCAUAGUGGUGGCUGUAUCAUGUUAUGGGUAUGCUUGUUUGUAAUCGUUAAGGUCUGGAGAGUUUUUCAAGAUAAAAAAAGAAACUGAAUAGAGCUAAGCACAGGCAAAAUCCUAGAAGAAAACCUGGUUCAGUCUGCUUUCCAACAGACACUGGGAGAUUAAUUCACUUGUCAGCAGGACAAUAACCUAAAACACAAGGCCAAAUCUACACUGGGGUUGCUUACCAAGAAGACUGUGAAUGUUUCUGAGUAGCUGAGUUACAGUUUUGACUUAAAUCUUCUUGAAAAUCUAUGGCAAGACCUGAAAAUGGUUGUGUAGUAAUGAUCAACAACUAAUUUGAAAGAGCUUGAAGAAUUUUGAAAAGAAUAAUGAGCAAAUGUUGCACAAUCCAGGUGUGGAAAGCUCUUAGACUUACCCAGAAAGACUCACAGCUGUAAUCGCUGCCGAAGGUGCUCCUACAAAGUAUUGACUUGCGGUGUGAAUACUUAUGUAAAUUCAAUUUCUGUAUUUCAUUUUCAAUACAUUUGCCAAAAUUUCUAAAAACAUGUUUUCACUUUUGUCAUUAUGGGGUAUUGUAGAUGGGUGAGAAAUCAAAUUUCAAUUCAGGCUGUACCACAACAAAAUGUUGAAUAAGUCAAGGGGUAUAAAUACUUUCUGGAGGCACUGUAUAGCCUCUAUCAGCGCAUCAGCCAGCGACGUGGAAGACUGACCUGCAGCACUACUGGCUGACUUGGUGUACUUCAACACAGCUCGCCAUUCAACUGAGUAUCACCACCCUGAGCAAUGAGCCGUCACUGUGCUCUAAAUAUGGCAGCAUGCAUCUGAUUCUGCACAGAGCUCCAGACACCCAGCUGUGCUGAUCUGGCUCAGUCUGUGUGCAGCAGGGGGGUGGAGACUAGGUCUUCUGCAGAAGGCAGGCAGGCAGAGUCUGGGGCAUCAUGUAACCUACUGUACAACCGUCUCGCUAAUAGGGCUACAGGCAGCAGAUGCAUUACUGUAGCUACUGCUGGGCCCUGGAGACAUACAACCAGGACUGUUUGAGCAGUUAGCUACCUUAGAUGGGACCAGAAUGACUCCGUGACACCAUGAAUGUCUGCUGUGUUAGUUGGUAGAGAACUAGAGCAGCAGCAGUCAGUUUUUUGGUGCACUCUUAGUGGAAACAUUGUGCCUGCUUGGCUGCUGCUGCUCUCUCUGCUCCAGUUCUGAACAGGCUUAGUGUGGAAAAUCAGGUCAUGAGCAAUUCUUUCCCCCCUCCCUCACUCACUCUCUUUCCCUCAUUUUCUCCCUCUCCGUCCCUCUGAAUACCUCCCUCUCCGUCCCUCUGAAUACCUCCCUCUCCGUCCCUCUGAAUACCUCCCUCUCCGUCCCUUUGAAUACCUCCCUCUCCGUCCCUCUGAAUGUCUCCGUCCCUCUGAAUAUCUCCCUCUGUUUCUCUGGCUGUUUCUCUUAUUUGCAGUUGGUUUUUCUUAUUUGCUGCUUUAUUCGACUGUAUAGGCUACAUCUAACCCCUCUCUCUUUAGCAUUUUCUUCUCUCGCUCGCUCUCUCCUCAUAACUGAUAUCAGAUUAUGGGAUUAGUGUGGUAGCUGUGAUGUAUGAAACUGACAGAUGGUGAUAAUGGUGCCCAGCAAAUAUUACAGAAUCUGAUGGCACUGUAAUGAUGAUGAUAAAGCUGACUUAUCACCACCAUCAUCAUCAUGAUCAUUGUUAUUCAACUGGUUGGCAAUGUAAUAACAAAGCCAUAUUGUAGAAUGUUUUAUUAAAUUAUUCCGCUCCUUCCCUUAUUGCACCCCUCACUAUCUCAUUAAUUUCUUCCUCUGGCAUACACUAUCAUUUUCUCUUCUUUUCUCGCUCUCUUUCAGACAGAUGGGAGGUCUUUGCCACUUUGUAAGGGGUGUUAGUGGGGGUGAGUGUUUUGAGGGUUAAAGUUGAUGUGGUGCUGCUGGUGACAUAAAGGAGAACUCAAGAGCAACACAUGCGCGCACACACACGUUUCUCUGUGUGUUGCGGCUGUGGUCCCUUUUUUCCUAGACUGUGCGGAGUGCAGUGGUGACAGAAUGGGGGCUGCGCUGCUGGUGAGCCCCAGUGAGAAGGGGAACAGAUUGGUGUCUGAGCCUGAAUGUCCUGACUCAUUAAUCUCCUCUUUAAUUCAUGGAUUCACCUCCGGAUGGAUCAGCAGGGACACAGACACACAACCCCAUUAGAGGAAGAGAAAGGGGUCAGACCCUCAAUGCCAGCUCCUUCAUGUGUAGAACCUACAGUAACUAACAGCCAGCUGAGAUGUCACCAUAGGACCUCAUCUGGGUUCAAGUUCCUUGAUCCCUAUUUACCUCCUUACCAGACCACAUCCUAGCUAAUGUAGGCGUCUCUAACUUCACCCUUGCGUUGGUGUUGUAUUAAAGGGGCAUAAAUAGCAGUGUUGCUAAGUGUGGACUCGUGUUUAAUCAGUCACCAGUCUUUAUAGCUAGAUAGUGUUCUCCUUGAGCAGGCAAAGUUAAAGGCAGAACAGAACCUAGCCCCGGGGACUUGCCUGGUUUAUUAACCCCUCCCCUCCCCCACACUGCAGUACCCCUGUGCUCCAUGGUUUGGCACAAAGCCCGACUCUCACACUCUCUGGAGGAUGACUGUCUGCCAGUUCUCAUAGCUAAUUAUGAUGAUCUGCCGACAGGCAUGGUGAGUUGUUUUCUGAGGGUGGGCGCAGUACCUCUAGUCUAGUUUGGCCCUGUAUGCUUUACUGUAGCAUCACAUGACAGCAGAUAAAAGGGUCAAACUGUGGUCAGUAUGAGCAGAUUCAGUUCACCAUUUUGGCCAGCGGCAAGAUGACUAGCCUUCCUUUUGAGGUCCCUCCAAAAUGUCAUGAAACGCAACAGUUACUCAACAAACAAACCACACUGACGUGAUGUGGAAUUUCACUUUUGCCCCAGAAGCACAACACGUCCUGUGUGUUACAAUGAGCAGGAAGAGUUGCUUAGGACUAGACUAUAGUCGGUCUAGUGACAGCUUGGCCUUUACACUGUCAUCCUCUUUCAUGUUAGACUGUUCUAAAAUCCCGCCUCAGCUCUUGACUGUAACCAGCACCCCGUCUACGGUCACACAACUGGGUCACAGAGGGACUUAGUUCGUUAUGACUCAGCAAAGGUCAGAGGAAAUUCAAAACAUGUCCAAGACCAUGUCCUUCUUAUGAGGUGAUUUACUCAUUACUCAAGUACUGGAUUCAAUCCAGAUCUCCAGCCCAAUCACUGAAGAAUGCAGCAUUUGAUAGGACAUCCGGCCAGUGUGACCAAGAGGUUUUGCAACCCUCCAUUGUCUUUCAUUGGGCUGGUUUAAAGCUGAAUCUGGCUUUCUUUGUUAGUUUUUCUAUUCAGAGGCCUCUCGGUGCCCAGGGCCAUGCCAGAAUUCUGGAGUUCACAGAAGUAGUUGAACAUUCUGGAUUACUUUCUGAAUUUGAAUGGAACGCUCCCCUUUUAGCAUUGUUUUAAUUCUUUAGCAACCAUGUUUUGCUGCCAUUUUCCCUUUUGCUUGCCAGACUGAAGCUUCUACUGAAAUAGACCUGCCCAGAUCAGCUGCUGCUGGCCAAUUCCACCUCUCUCUGGGGAAUUAAGGACUCUACAUUAUGGAGAGAAACACUUCGGUUUUGAAGUUUAGACUAUUGCUUCCAGUCUGUAAAGUAACCAAUUUCAUAAUUUUAUUUUUUCUAUAAGUAUUCUGACUAAUCUAGUGGACCCAUGGAGACAUGGUUGCAGGUCAUGAUGGUGGUGCAACAGUGAAGUAACCGAUUACAAACUGACUCAGAGGCCGGUGUUGUUGAUUGCCUUAAUGUUCUAUCCUCUCAGGGAUCUAGUCUUGGGCAAUCUAUCAGACCCAAACACACCGAUCAGCUGCGCUCUGGUAACCAUGGCAACCUUCAAAUUAAAUCUUGUUUUUCCUCUGUCCCACAAACCUCUCUCACUCUUUCCCUCUUCCGCCUUUUUCUCUCUUCAGCUAACGAUUGAAAAACACAGAAAAAACCAGAGGUUGGAAAACACCUUAGAACGGCUGCUGCUUAGCACGUAGCAUCUCUGGGGAACAGGUGCAGCUUAGCAUCUAACAUCUCUGGGGAACAGGUGGAAUAGAGAGAGAGAGCGAGCAAGUUUAGGCUUAGCUACCUCGCAGGAGUGACUGAGACCGAACCAGUCAAACAGAUAGACACAGAGACCCAUACACAGAAACAUUACAAUAUGUCAGUGUGAUUUACUGCCUGUAAUUUAACAUGUAGGCCUUUUCAAACCCCAGUUCACUAGGAAGGUGUGGUUAUACAGUAGGCCUAUGUGGAUUCAAUCAGGUGUGUGUGUGUGUGUGUGUGUGUGUGUGCCAAUGUGCUUGCGUGUGUACAUUUUAUAGGCAUGCCUGGGCACGUACAUUGCACUUCAGAGCUCCAGAGCACAAUAAGCACUGAUGACUACAGGGUUGAGUAUGUUGCUGCCAUGAUGAUGGAUCACAGGAAGCAGUGUGGAGCUUAGAGAUCUGGGUACUAUUGCUCCAUUGUGCAAGACAAACAAUAAAGAUACAUAUGAACAUGGACCUAGAUGGUAUGGUAGAAAAAUUGGGAGAAAGUGACAGGUAGCCUAUUCGGGAGAGGGAAAGUGAAGUGAAAUCUAGUAUAUUUCAUGUAAAAAAUGACGUUCCAUUCCACCUGUCACUAAUUGUCUCUGUACUCGAACAUGCCUUAACGUAUUCACAAACUGCGAUCUUUAUUCUUUACACCCACAAGAUUCCUCCCAUACCUCUUCAAGCAGUUCUCACAGGGACCGAUCUCCAUGGCUUCACCUCUUGUGAAGUGCUGCUGGCUCCUGUGCUAGUUGAAAUUCCUUUAGAAUCUACUCGCACACAGACACACGAGACACACCUACAGUAGCUUGGUUUGCCCCUGGUUGUUUUUUUUUUUGACAGGUGUUUCCACCGGAAUCAAUGAGUCAAGUGUGCAGUGAUGAAUGUGAACACUUUGGGUGUAAUUUACAGUAUUCAUGGGAGUGUGUUUGUAUCUGUAGGCCAGCAGUAUUGUCUGUCUGGCAGUGCUAGCUGAGGUCCUCAGGACUGUGGUCAUCUUUAGCGUUUCGUUAACUCCCUGGCCCUGAUAAAAAUUAUUCUCAGUCUCUCUGUUAUCUGCCCCCGCCAUGUCACCGACCCACUCUUUUUCUCAGAAACGGCCUCUCCUACGAAAUCAAUCUCUCGAUUCCUCAGAAGCCCUUUACCAGACGCACACAUAUGCAUGCAUUCAAUAUACAUUUUAGUCAUUUAGCAGACGCUCUUAUCCAGAGCGACUUACAGGAGCAAUUAUGAUUAAGUGCCUUGCUCAAGGGCACAUCGACAGAUUUUUCACCUAGUUGUCUCGAGGAUUCAAACCAGCAACCUUUCGCCUACUGGCCCAACGAUCUUAACCGCUAGGCUACCUGCCACCACACACACGUAUACACACAAACAGAGCCGUCUUGGCGCUUUCGUGCUGUUUCUGUGCUUCCCUCUUCCCAGAUUCCAUUGUUAAGUUUUGUUCUGUAUUGUUGAAGUCAGCAGGAAAGAGAAGGAGUGACGAUGUAUCACCCUGUUAGAGCGGAAGGAAGCGAGGGGUGUCGGAGGCACACGCACAUCUUUAAUCAAAGCAGCAUGUUUGGAAUGUCUCGAAUGAUUCUCUACCUUAUUUGAAUUCCUGCAGUCUGAGUCACCAUAUGAAUGUUACGUUAUGAAGGCUACACAAACAGUUAUGUCAACUAUUUGGUUUAUAGUUAUCCGUUUUGGUAUAAGAUUGUUUCAGAUAAAUAUUUUACUGCCACGUCAGUCCACAAUUCACUGCACUAAACCCCCCCCCCCCAGCCAUAACAUCAGCACCAGACACAAGCAGAUGAAUCAUCCAAUGUGAGCUUGUUCCCUCUUGUGGCUGUAGCCAGAAUUGCAGAAUGUUAUGUCAAUGUUCUGGGUUGUUCUCGAAUGAAUUACUGGAAGGGGUGGGCUAAGGAUGACACGACGGUGGGGAAAUUGUCAACAAUUAAAGUUAUUCACUUGGGGUUACUGCAGUUCAAAAUAACGGCAUAGAGACGUUUUGUGAUGGUGGACGUGCUGGUGACAUUUAUAUUUUUGUCUGUCGUAUCGAAGUGAUGAUUGAUGAAAAUGUCCAAACAACACCUUUUUCCCUCCCCUCAUAAGCCCAUUGCUUCUUGCUAGUACCUUACUAUUGUAUCUUGGAGGUGUAGGGACACUUGUGGGGGUUGAUUGUGUGUGUGGUUGUGUCUCAACAGACACCCUAUCCAUUAAAAGUGUUGCCAACUACUUCUGAUUACUUUCUAGUCUGAUUUGGCUCUGAUUUAAAAUGAGUGCAUUAUAUAAUAAAGGUAUAGGAUGUAAUUUCACCUAAUUCUGUUGAGCUUAGAGAGGAUCUCAUGUCUAAUGCUGUUGAAGUGUUGCGGUUGAAAGUUCACCUUCCUCAUAUAAAACCUCUUAUUUUGGGGUGCUGCUAUAGGCCACCAAAUGCUAACAGUCAAUAUCUGGAUAAUAUGUGUGCAAUGCUUGAUGGUGUAUAUAAUGUUAACAGAGGUCUAUUUUCUGGUUGACCUGAAUAUAGACUGGUUUUCAUCAAGCUGUCCGCUCAAAAGGAAGCUUCUCACUGUAACCAGUGCCUGUAACCUGGUUCAGGUUAUUAAUCAACCUACCAGGGUGUUUACAAAGACUACAGGAACUAUAUAAUCUAUGUGUAUUGAUCACAUUUUUACUAAUGCUGCAGAACUUUGUUCUAAUGCUGUAUCCACACCCAUUGGAUGAAGUGACGAUAAUAUAGUGGCUAUAUCCAGAAAAGGAUUUUAAAAUGUUUUUGUUGAUAAUACAAAGAUUGUGGGAGCUGUAUUGUUACACUUCAGCGCAGCCUUUCAUUUUGUUGAACAUAAUCUAUUAUUGGAAAAACGUAUGGGUUAUGGCUUUACAUCAUCUGCCAUAUCAUGGGUUGAGCGCUAUCUAUCCAAUAGAACAGAGGGUUUUCUUUAAUGGAAGCUUCUCUAAUGUAGAACAUGUAAAGUGUGGUAUUCCGCAAGGCAGCUGUCUUGGCCCUUUUACUGUUCUAUUUUUACUAGCAUUAAACAAAGCCUGUGUGUCUAUGUAUGCUGAUGAUGCAACGUUAUACACGUCAGCAACCACAGCUAGUGAAAUCACUGCAACCCUAAACAGAGUUAGUCAGUUUUGGAAUGGGUGGCUAGUAAUAAACUAGUCCUGAACAUAUCUAAAAUGUAAAAGCAUUGUAUUUGGUACAAAUCAUUCCUUAAGUUCUAGACCUCAGCUGAAUCUGGUAAUGAAUGAUGUGGCUGUUGAGCAAGUUGAGGAGACUAAACUUCUUGGUGUCACCUUAGACUGUAAAAAAUGAUCAUGGCCAAGGCAUAUUGAUUGUUGUAAAGAUGGGGAUAGGUCUGUCUGUGAUAAAGAGAUGCUCAGCAUUUCUAACACCACAGUUGACCAAACAAGUCCUGCAGGCUCUAGUUUUAUCUAAUCUUGACUAUUGCCCGGUGACAUGGUCAAGUGCUGCAAAGAAGGACCUAGAAAAGCUGCAGCUGGCCCAGAACAGAGCAGCACGUCUUGCCAUUCAAUGUACACAGAGGGCUAACGUCAACAAAAUGCAUGUCAGUUUAUAUUGGCUCAAAGUAGAGAAGAGAGUGAUUGCAUCAGUUCUUGUUUUUGUGAGAAGGAUUGUGUUGAAAAUUCUAAAUUGUCUGUAUAAUCAACUUACAUAAAGCUCUGCCAGACAUACACUACAUGACCAAAGGUAUGUGGACACCUGCUCAUCGAACAUCUCAUUCCAAAAUCAUGGGCAUUAAUAUGGAGUUGGUCCCCCCUUUGCUGCUAUAACAGCCUCUUCUGGGAAGGCUUUCCACUAGAUGUUGGAACAUUGCUGCGGGGACUUGCUUCCAUUCAGCCACGAGCAUUAGUGAGGUCGGGCACUGAUGUUGGGUGAUUAGGCCUGGGUCGCAGUCAGCAAUGCAAAUUCAUUGUGCAUGGGGGCAUUGUCAUGCUGAAACAGGAAACGGUCUUCCCCAAACUGUUGCCACAAAGUUGGAAGCACAGAAUCGUCUAGAAUGUCAUUGUAUGCUAAGAUUUCCCUUCACUGGAACUAAGGGGCCUAGCCCGAACCAUGAAAAAUGGCCCCAGACCAUUAUUCCUCCUCCACCAAGCUUUAUAGUUGGCACUAUGCAUUCGGGAAGGUAGCGUUCUCCUGGCAUCCACCAAACCCAGAUUAGUCAGUUGGACUGCCAGAUGGUGAAGCGUGAGUCAUCACGCCAGAGAACGCGUUUCCACUGCUCCAGAGUCCAAUGGCGGCGAGCUUUACACCACUCCAGCCGACACUUGGCAUUGCGCAUGUUGAUCUUAGGCUUGUGUGAGUCUGCUUGGCCAUGGACACCCAUUUCAUGAAGCUCCCGACGAACAGUUCUUGUGCUGACGUUGCAUCCAGAGCCAGUUUGGAACUCGGUAGUGAGUGUUUUUAACUGAGGAUUUUUCAGCACUCAGCGGUUGUGUUCUGUGAGCUUGUGUGGCCUACCACUUCGCGGCUAAGCUGUUGUUGCUCCUAGCCACAAUAACAGCACUUCGAGUUGACCGGGGCAGCUCUAGCAGGGCAGAAAUUUGACUAACUGAAUUGUUGCAAAGGUGGCAUCCUAUGACAGUGCCACAUUGAAAGUCACUGAGCUCUUCUGUCAGGCCAUUCUACUGCCAAUGUUUGUCUAUGGAGAUUGCUUGGCUGUAAGCUCGAUUUUAUACACCUGUCAGCAAAGGGUGUGGGUGAAAUAGCCGAAUCCACUAAUUUGAAGGGGUGUCCACAUAUUUUUGUGUAUAUAUAGUGUACUUACACCACCAGACAUGCCACCAGGGGACUCUUCACAGUCCCCAAAUCCAGAACGAAUUCAAGGCAACGCACAGUAUUAUAUAGAGCCAUGAUCACAUGGAACUCCCAUCUCAAAUUACUCAAGCAAACAGCAAAACAAAUAAAACAGCACAACGCCUCUCCCCUAUCUGACCAAGUUAACCUAGUUAAGGUGUAUAUAUACUAAUGUACUGUAUGUAAGUCUAUAAUGUCUGUUAAUGUUUUUAAAUGUAUAAAUUGUAAAGUAUUUUGGUCUAAUGUAUUUUUACUUAUGCAUUGGACCCCAGGAAGACUAGCUGUCGCCAUUGGCUAAUGGGGAACUAAAUCUAAAACUCUUAAGCACUAACUCCCUCUCUCCUGUCUCCAGGACCGGUUUGCAGAGAUCUUUGGGAAGGACGCUGCAGCCGAGAGCAGGAAGUCUCAGGAGAGCUUUAAGAAGUGGCUGCUGGCGGGGAUGACGCUGGUCACAGGAGUCGUCGUAGGGUCACUCAUCGCUCAGAAACGCCUGUGA